GACACGGAAUAUGCCUUAGAUCUUCAAACUCUUUUUACUAUAUAAACUUAACUAUGAUCGAGAAGGCUCAAGAAGGCCCAACAGUACAAGAUCUGAGCUGCCCAAGGGCUUCACAUUAUACUUUCUAUAUCCAUUCGGGUUUUAAAUACCCCUAAUAAAUCUAAAUAAUUAAGUUUUUCGUAAUAAAACGAUGUCAAUAAAUCGGACCUAAACCAUUUCACUAGCUAGUAAGCUCUAACUUAAUACGUAGCUGUACUCAAACCCCCGUUUAAAUGAUAAAUAACAUACGCCCUUUCCUGUCUUUCAGUAACCCAACACGUCCGCAACUGUGGUCCGCAGAUGUUCCUGAUCAGCCGCAAGGGCGGCACUCUGUUGACCAUCAACAACUUUGUGUACCGCUCCAAUCUUAAGUUCUUCGGCAAGAGCAAUAAUAUCCUGUACUGGGAGUGCGUCCAAAACCGAUCGGUUAAGUGCCGCAGUCGCUUAAAGACCAUCGGCGAUGAUCUCUAUGUAACCAAUGAUGUGCACAAUCACAUGGGCGACAACAAGCGUAUUGAGGCGGCCAAGGCGGCUGGGAUGUUGAUCCACAAAAAGUUGAGUUCCCUCACAGCCGCCGACAAAAUCCAGGUUUCCUGGAAAAUGGACACCGAGGGCAACCCAGACCAGCUGCCCAAGAUUUAGCCGCUUCCUAGACAUUCCCAACCUAAACGUCCGAGUUCUGUUAGGGCUAAGCUAAUGUAUUCUACUAUUGUUCUUGAGCGUAUAUCAUUGAUUUAGACUGAGUGUCCCGAGCCUAGUUAGGAUGGGUAAGUAGCCUGUUCAUCUGGGAUCUCAAAGUACCAUUUUUGUAAUUCUUAAAGUCCCGGGUCAUAUUAUUUAUUUUGUUCUCAUUGCUUAGACGCUUUUGGCCACGGCACUGACUUAAACAAUGGCUUGUGUUACGUACAAAAUAUGAACUCUUAAUAAAAUCAGAUGAGCAUCUAAACGAA
Molecule: messenger RNA, 989 nt
Organism: Drosophila sechellia
Lineage: Eukaryota; Metazoa; Arthropoda; Insecta; Diptera; Drosophilidae
Exons: 2
Coding region: 340-681 (113 amino acids)
Source: RefSeq, a predicted model, not a curated record